AUGACGACCGCUCCGACUGCUGGUCGUGGUCGGGAGUGCAGCAGAAGUAGUCGCCUUCAAUGUAUUGAUUUUGAUUCAUCUUGCAAAAAUUGUAUGUUUGUUGCAUCAACAAGACGUACCGCAGCAGUCUCUGUGGCCCCGUUGUCGACGCGGGAGCCGCAGGGGAUGCUGCAGAUCGAAAUGAUCUUUGUAGAUUUGAACGACUACGUUCUUCUAGAAGUGGGAAGUAAACUAUUUGGUUGCAUCGUCGACUCACGACUUCUACUAGUACAACAGAUGAAUUUAUAUGAACUGAUAUACUUGAUUACGAUUUUGCAGCUGCUGACAUUUAGGCCGCGUCGAGCAGCAGCCGCGAAAAAUGAUAUUUAAUAGCGAGGUUUUUUACGACAAUGGACAUCAAAACUUACUACCAUAUUUUUUGAAAGAAGAUUUUUUGCGAUCAUGAACAAAAUGAAAAUGUAAAAAAUGCAGCUCUGAUAAUUGUACCUUUAUUUUCGUAAAGGGUGAGGCACGACCACGAGCACGACAGCGGUGCUUGUUCUAGAAGAUGACUCACGUGACCGGCUGCAGCUAUCUGGAACAACUUCGCUUCCAGUAUUGGUUCAAGCGGAUUCUUGAUUUCUAAUCCUGUACAUAUUUGUUUUGUACAAAUUUGAAUUAUUUUGGAAACUGAAAAAACACAAAAAAAGGAAGAUUUGUCUUUUCCCGCUAUAACUCUAGCUCGAGGUGGCCAGUGUGAUACACUACCUACCCAAAUAUUGAAUUGUGUAUCACACGAUUAUAAUAAGCGAACUUUUAGCGACCCCGGGGAUCAUAUUUGAUACGCAAUAUUACCAUCGCGCAGCGUUACUUAUGAUAGAUGGACAAGUAGAGCAUCAAAUGGAUAGUUUGUUUGUAUUCAGCUGACUUGCCAAAUGACGAGUUUUCGUCAAAAUCUGACUCUGCCGAACAACAUCUUCCCAAUCGUCCCUGUACAUCACAAAAAAGAAUGCUAGCGACGUGGCGCCCGCCGUGUCUCUAGGUGUUGUCCACGCAAUGCCAAUGUCCGCGCGACCAUGGGGACGGCAGUCGCAGUUUUUCAGUG
Molecule: messenger RNA, 1084 nt
Organism: Amoebophrya sp. A120
Lineage: Eukaryota; Dinophyceae; Syndiniales; Amoebophryaceae
Source: the annotation of a GenBank genome assembly